AUGAAUUGGUCAUCAGGGCUUCAUACUUGGAUAUUUUCCAUUCUGUUGACCGCUUUGUUUUUCAACUUCUUGUUAUCCUCUGCAAGUCAACCCUCUUAUGCAGAUCAUUGUCAAUCUGUUGUCCCUGAACCAUCGAUAACAAAGUACGAAGCUGCCCGGCUCUCAUCUUUUCCUUUCCAAACUGGUUAUUACGAUGGUGGCAGUAGCAUUCUCUCUCAGAACCCAUCUGAGGGCUUAAAGUCACUCACCUUUCAGCCACAAAGAGUCUAUAGAACUGACCAAGACGGUGUAUUUAGUAUAUAUGGAAUUCUGGAGUUCGCAUCUCAAAGCAUCCUGGAUUCUGUAUACAUUCAUGCUAGAAGUAUAAUAAGUUUCAGGCUUGAAGGGCUGUGGUCAGAAUCUUCUGGCAACCUUUGUAUGGUGGGAAAUGGUUAUUUCUACACCAAAGAACGUAAGGCUCCCAAACUUCAGGUUGUCCUGAAGCUCAGUAAUCUCAGGAAUUCCAGUAGUAAUAUCACUACUUUGGUUACCGGAACUAUGGAGAGCUUGAGUUCUUUGAAUGCUUUGAGUUACUUUGAACCGAUUUCUGUAAUGUUGCUUCCAAGUUUGAAUUAUGAGUACACUUUGGUUUCAAACGAAUCAGGGAAGGAGUUUUCUGGAGCAGAUGAUACUGUGAAGGGUUUACCCAUCAAUUCACUGCCCUCAAAAAGUUUCUGUUCAAUAUUGCCAAGAGUAGUUAAUGAAUUUAAAUUGAGGUAUACUGGUGACUGUGAUUCUUCAAAAAAUUGCGGACCUUUUGAUGCAGCUGUUGGAUUUUUGCCUACUACUGUUUCCUUUGAACAAAUUCAGUGUUUGGAGGAGGAAAAAAGAAUGCGAGUCCUGGUGGGAUUUCCUAGCGGUAGGUACACUCAAUUUUACCAGCCUUUCAAUCUCACCACGACACUGAUUGGGGAAGCAUUGUGGGAUUACAAGAUAAAUCAGCUGUGUAUUGUAGCUUGCCGAUUUUUUAACACCACAGGUUCUUUGUCUAAUGCUCAAGUUGGGGAUUGUAAAACAAGGCUGAGGCUGGGCUUCCCGGCAAAAUGGUCAAUCAGGGACACUAGUAAUGUUGUGGGGAAAAUUUGGAGCAAAAAAUCUGUGAAUAAUUCAGGUUACUUUAAUGAGAUCAUGUUCCAAAGUUCUCGUAGUCCUUUCAGGACGUUUCUAGGUAGGAAAUAUGAAUAUACAGAAAUGGAAAAAGUUCGAAGCUUAUGCUGGCCGAAAGGGAAGCUGAAAAAGAACAAGGGGAAGGGAUUCCCAAAUAGUUUCUCUAAUGAUAUGCGAUUUGAUAUGUGGGUUAAAAGCUCUAAGAUUAACCCCUCUUGGGGCAACGCAGCUCCCCUCUUUGUUGGUGACCAGUUUUAUAACAGAUAUGCACAUCUAGCAUAUUCAGCAAUUAGCCCAAACUCAAGAAUUUCAGGAUCUGCAGUUCAGGCAAAUCUGAGGGAUGACAGCCCUGUAAAUAUCAGCUACUUAAUUAGCAUCAACCUGAGAUCUAAUGUAUCCUGGGGAUAUGAGAUCCUAAAGUUUUCUGCUGAAGGAAUUUAUGAUGUAGAAACAGGAAAGCUUUGUAUGGUAGGUUGUAGAAAUCUUGUUCCGAAGAAUCAAUCAUUGAUACAUGACUCUAUAGAUUGUGAAGUUAUUAUUAAUUUCCAGUUUCCUCCAUCCAAUCUGAAGAUGAAUGAAGGUUAUAUUGAAGGAAGCAUCCAAAGCACGCGGGUGAAAUCAGAUUCUCUUUACUUUGAAAAAUUUGAUGUGAUUUCACGUACUUAUACUACCCCUGGAAUUAAGAACUCCAUUAGAAGGAUGGAUCUGGAGAUCGUCAUUGCUGUUAUAACCAACACACUUGCAUGUGUUUUCGUGGGAUUGCAGCUUUUCCAUGUGAAAAAGCAUCCUGAUGUGCUUCGCUUCAUUUCAAUUUCCAUGCUUUUUAUUCUUACUUUGGGCCACAUGCUAGCUCUUCUUCUAAAUUUUGAAGCCUUGUUGCAAAAAACUGUUGUGCUUGGAAGCAAUGAAUGGUUUGAAGUGAAUCAGGUGCUCGUCAGGACAUUAACAAUGGUAGCUUUCUUAAUGGAAGUUCGCCUUCUUCAGGUAUCAUGGUCUGCAAGAUCAGCUGGUGAAAACCCAGAGGCCUUGUGGUUUGCUGAGAAGUCAACUUUGUUAAUCUCUUUGCCAUUAUACGCAGCUGGAGCCUUGAUAUUGUUGCUUGUUAGCCGGAGGAAUCGAAGCCAUGAUGAUAUGUUGCUUUCAUUUCACCUAACAGGCCCUCAACAUUCUCUUUGGAAGGACUUCAAAUCAUAUGCAGGUUUGGUCUCCGAUGGUUUUCUUUUACCUCAAAUCCUACUCAAUGCAUUCAGGAACUCUAAAGAGAAUGUUCUGUCCUCUUCAUUCUGCCUUGGAACCACUUUUAUUCAUUUGUUGCCACAUGCUUAUGACCUUUACAGAGGUCACAGCUACGCUUCUGCUGGGUCAUAUUUGUACGCUGCUAGCAAUUCUGAUUUUUAUUCGACUGCUUGGGAUGUGAUUAUGCCUUUAGGGGGCCUAUUGUUUGCUGGAAUCACUUUGCUGCAGCAGAGGUUAGGAGGCCAAUGCAUUGUUCCCAAAAAAUUCUGGGUGGGUGAACAAUAUGAGAAGGUUCCAGUUGUUAGUGAAUCACAAUUGCCGGAAAAAUCUAGCCCUUCUGAUGAGAAAAUCUCAGCAUGUGCAGACUCAGACUUGGAAGAUUCAGUGCCUGGAAAAGGAAAACAGAAACGGCAAUAUGGUCAAUCCGAGGCACUACUUAUGCUGGGGGAAAUUAAAAAAACUGUGGGAUUUCACGUCGAAGGUGGGCCACAGCUCAUUGAGAAGGGUAACAGGAGCUGCCCAAAGCAUUUUAAGGACUCUUUGGCUGCAAAUAUCGAUUUUCUUGUAAAAGAAUUUAGUAAAAUUGGAGUCAAGGACUCUGAGAACUUCCUUACUCAAACAAGCAGAGGGGCCCCUGUAGUUGGUAAUCUUCCACCUAAGGCUAAGACGUCAUUAUAG
Molecule: messenger RNA, 3060 nt
Organism: Mangifera indica (mango)
Lineage: Eukaryota; Viridiplantae; Streptophyta; Magnoliopsida; Sapindales; Anacardiaceae
Exons: 3
Coding region: 1-3060 (1019 amino acids)
Cellular component (GO): intracellular membrane-bounded organelle
Source: RefSeq, a predicted model, not a curated record